GUUGCAGAUUGGAGUCGCCCUAGCAAUGUGGUAGUUCAAGUGGGUCAGGUGCAGGCUCAUCUUCGUUUUAGUGCAUCACAUCACGUAGUUGCUAGCUCUGUUGAAGCCGGCAAGGAGUCUUCCUCUCGUCGCACUUAUAUUAGAAAGCGCGCGACUGUAACUAGCAGCUUCGCGAAUAUUCGAAGCCCAUCCUGGCUCGCGGUCGGCGCGGCUCGUCGCUAGUCGCGGCACCCUUCGUUCUUCGCGGCUUCAGCAGGAAAAGCAUCCGUGAACCAACUCCUUGAGGUAGCGCCGAGUAACACCGAACAGCACCGAAUAGCACCGAAUAGCACCGAAUUGCUCCGAGCGGCACCGAGCGGCACCGAGCGGCAAUGGACCCGAGCAAGCGGUACCCGCCGCGAGGCGGCGCGAGCGCCAAGUACGAGACGCGGCCCGGCAUCAAGUGGUCCGACAGCCUCUGGGGCUUCCGCGUGAUCGUCGCCGUCAUUAUCGGCCUCGCCGUAGCGGGAUUCGCUUUCGUCCUGCCAGGCUUGGGGAGCCCGACCCUGCAGGCGGUGCUGUACGCGGUAGUGAGUGCCGCGGUGUUCCUGGCGCUGCUCUUCCUCUUCCUCGUGCAACACAUCGACCCAGGGAUCAUCCCUCCGUCCGACAUCAAAGACCCUGAGGUGGUGGCAGCGGAGAGGGGCCAGAUAUCACCGGAUCUGGUCAUUGACUCACACGGCCAGUGGGCGCGGCGCCGCCUGCUGCUGGACGGGCGGUCGGAGAUCACCCAGCGGUACUGCAGCACGUGCAACAUAUGGAGACAGCCCAGGACGAGUCACUGCUCCAGAUGCGGCUUCUGCAUGGAGCGUUUCGACCACCACUGCGGGGCCGUGGGCACGUGCGUUGCGAGGAAGAACCACCGCUUCUUCACUGGCUUUCUGUUCUCCGCCUCCUUGGCAUCGGGACUUCUCCUAUAUGCCACCAUACUGCGACUGAAGCAGGAGGACUGGGAUAAGGGCCUAAGCGAGCAGGAGGUGUAUGUGUUCUUCCUCAUGCUGCUGGCCCUCGCCUACUUCUACACCUCGCUGCUCUUCUUCUUCGCUGUCAUGCACGGCACUAUCCUGCUCUGUGACUGCACCACCAAGCAGUACAUCCGAUCCAGGCAGGGCCGAGGCUCAGAGUGGCAGCGCCCGAGCCUGCACGCCUGGCUCGACAACAUGAACAGUAUCUGCUGUGCGGAAGUGCGCAGUAAACACAUUGCUGCAGUGAACGCCGUUGUAGAGGGCACGGCUCGGGCGCAGGGGCUUGCACCUGUGUAGGCUCUACAGCAUUUGCGGUGCAGAGGUGUGCACAGGUAUGGAAGUGCACAGUACAGUACGCAUAUUGCCGCAGCGAACCCCGUUGUCGAGGGCACGGCUCGAGCCCAGUGGCUUGCGCUGUCAAACAUGUGUAUUUGUCAUGUUUGUAUAGACUGUAUAGAGUCACCUCUUAGAGGAUACAAAACUUAGAUAUAUUUGUGUGUACUCUCACUUUACGAUUAUUCAAUUAUUCUGAUAUGGUAUCACGCUCUAGGGGGUGUGUCAAACAUGUGUAUUUGUCAUGUUUGUAUAGACUGUAUAGAGUCACCUCUUAGAGGAUACAAAACUUAGAUAUAUUUGUGUGUACUCUCACUUUACGAUUAUUCAAUU
Messenger RNA from Closterium sp. NIES-67, 1670 nucleotides. The record is from the annotation of a GenBank genome assembly. Lineage: Eukaryota; Viridiplantae; Streptophyta; Zygnematophyceae; Desmidiales; Closteriaceae.